This is a messenger RNA of Priapulus caudatus, 1434 nucleotides long. Its product is annotated as potassium channel subfamily K member 18-like. Gene Ontology annotation, biological process: stabilization of membrane potential; potassium ion transmembrane transport. Gene Ontology annotation, molecular function: potassium ion leak channel activity. Gene Ontology annotation, cellular component: membrane. The transcript has 5 exons. The record is from RefSeq and is a predicted model, not a curated record. Bases 1 to 1434 code for a protein of 477 amino acids. Lineage: Eukaryota; Metazoa; Priapulida; Priapulimorpha; Priapulimorphida; Priapulidae.
AUGUCGUUUUACGGCGCUUCGAAACCUUCUACGAAGAGAUCCGUCUCGACGGCGCCGACGCCGAACGAGGCCCGACGUCGGCAGGUUCGUCCGAUUUCGUAUCCGGCGUACAUGCGGCCGCGGUCGACGUACGUACCGCAAGCUAGCAGCUCGUCGCGCGCCUCCAGCCACCGACCGGCGCCGCCGUCCAAGCAGACGUCGCUGCUGCCGCUACUCGAGCGACCGCUCUACUGUCCGUCGUUCGACACGGUCAAGCAUGUGCUGCACGACUGGUCGCGCAAGUGGUUCACGCACGUGCUGCUCAUCGCUCUCCUCGUCGGCUACUGCUUCCUCGGCGGCUACCUGUUCCGUCACUUCGAGCUCGGCCACGAGCAGGCGCAGAAGAACGCCAUGUUGGAAGCGCAUCGUGAACUGCUCGGCGUUCACGAGAACCUCACUCUUCACUACGUCGAGCUGAUCACCGAACAUCUGUGGCAGAAGGUGCUCAACAUGAACAUCUUCAGCAAUGAUCAGUUCAACGUCGACGACUCGCUCGUCGCGGAGCUCGACACGAUGCUGAAUCGCUAUCAGCUGCUGACGAUAGAGAGCGGGCUCGACGAACCGAAUCUGAACAUCACGAGCAGGCACGAUCUCGACGAGGACUGGAACCUCAUGGGAUCGGUGUUCUUCGCUGCGACGAUCAUAACGACGAUCGGUUACGGCCACAUCGCGCCUAAGACGUUGAACGGACGCUGCUUCUGCAUGGCGUAUGCCGUCAUCGGCAUGCCCAUCCUACUCAUCGUCCUCACCGACAUAGGCAAGCUGUUCACGCGCGCGAUUAAAUACGUCUGGUCAUUCGCGCGCCGCUUCUACCAAUUGAGGGCCAUCAAGAAGCUGAGAAGCGCCGUGCACGAUGAGACAGCCAUCGUGAGAGAGACGGCGCAGAAGGGAGCCGAUCUUGCGAGGAAGGGCGCCGACAAGGCGAUGGAUAUCGGCAUCACGGCCGUGGAGAAGACGAAGGAGGCGGCGGAGAAGGCUGCCGACACGGUGACGGGACGGAAGAAGAGCAUCGAUACGACGAUAGAGGAGACGGGAUUCGACGCCAAGAAAGAGGAGACUAAGAAAGCGGCGAAGGCUGAGGAGGAGGCGAGCCUGGAUGGUGACGACGGGACGAUGGUGGAGUUUGUUGUUGAUGACGAGUUUAACCUGCCGAUCAGCAUCGCUCUUCUCCUCAUGGUCAUCUACAUGUUUAUAGGAGCCGUCAUCUUCACCGUGGGAGAGAAGGACUGGGAUUACCUUACUGCUUUCUACUUUUGCUUCAUAUCGCUGAGUACCAUCGGCCUUGGCGAUGUCGUGCCGAAAGACAAAGCGUUUCAUGAUGCAAUGGCUGGUGUCUACGUGCUCUUGGCGAUCCGCCUCUCAUUCUCACUUUUCAAUGGUGAUCAACUCUCGUGA